Molecule: messenger RNA, 1622 nt
Organism: Fundulus heteroclitus (mummichog)
Lineage: Eukaryota; Metazoa; Chordata; Actinopteri; Cyprinodontiformes; Fundulidae
Gene: b3gat3
Product: beta-1,3-glucuronyltransferase 3 (glucuronosyltransferase I)
Exons: 8
Coding region: 152-1162 (336 amino acids)
Biological process (GO): chondroitin sulfate proteoglycan biosynthetic process; carbohydrate metabolic process
Cellular component (GO): Golgi membrane
Molecular function (GO): galactosylgalactosylxylosylprotein 3-beta-glucuronosyltransferase activity
Source: RefSeq, a predicted model, not a curated record
GAUGGGGUUGCACUCGCACCGGACGUUGUUGGUGUAGUUCACUGCAGACAUAAAAUGAAUGGAGGUUUUGAUGCUGUGAGCUCCCUUUGUUUACAUCUGGUCAAGAUGACAUGAAGCUUUAAGUUUGACACUUUCCCGCCACCGAGUUGCCAUGGCAGCGAGGAUGAAGCUGAAGCUGAAGACUGUGUUUGUGCUCUACUUCAUGGUGUCCCUGAUGGGUCUCAUCUAUGCUCUGAUGCAGCUGGGCCAGCACUGCGACUGCACGGAGCGCGACCUGCCAAAGGAUCGGGCCAUAUCCCGCCUGCAGGAGGAGCUCUACCGCCUUCAGGGCCAGAUAAGGCAGCUGGAGAAGCUGAAGCAGCCCGAGAAGCAACCUCCCAAGGCCUCCCUGCCCACCAUCUUCGUCAUCACGCCCACCUACGCCAGGCUGGUGCAGAAGGCCGAGCUGACGCGCCUCUCCCUGACUUUCCUCCACGUCCCGCAGCUGCACUGGAUCGUGGUGGAGGACUCGCCGCGCAGGACGCCGCUGGUUACCAACUUCCUGAUGAAGAGCGGCCUGACCUACACCCACCUGUACGUGCCCACCGCCAAGGAGCGCAAACUGCAGGAGGGUGACCCCAGCUGGCUGAAGCCCCGCGGCGUGGAGCAGAGAAACGAAGGACUGCGGUGGCUCAGGGAGGACAGACGGGCUCAGCCGGGGGAGGACGGGCAGCAGGGGGUGGUCUACUUCGCCGAUGACGACAACACGUACAGCCCGCAGCUGUUUGAGGAGAUGAGGAGCACUCAGCGGGUUUCCGUGUGGCCGGUGGGGCUGGUCGGCGGCAUGAAAUUUGAGAGCCCCGUGGUUGAAGGAGGAAAGGUGGUUCGCUUCCACACCGGCUGGCGGCCCAGUCGGCCCUUCCCGAUGGACAUGGCCGGCUUCGCCGUGUCCCUAAAGCUGGUCCUGGCCAAUCCGGACGCCUGCUUUGACGGAGAGGCCCCCAUGGGCUUCCUGGAAAGCAGCCUCCUCAAGGGUCUGGUCACAGUGGACGAGCUGGAGCCCAAAGCAGACAACUGCACUAAAGUGCUGGUGUGGCACACCAGGACAGAGAAACCGAAGAUGAAGAGAGAGGAGGCGCUGCAGGUGCAGGGACUGGGCUCAGAUCCCGCCGUGGAGGUGUGAGCGCCUCCACAGACGCAUGAAAAAGCAUCCCCUUAAAAACAGGCUUCUAAGUUUACUUUACCGCGGCUCUCGGGUUUUUGGUUCAGCUACUAAGCGAGUGCGACACAUAAAUGUUUCGGUGUACAUGGGGUUGCAGUUUUAUUUGACGAUUCAUGGUGCAGUUUAACCAGUUGCCUGAAGGGGGCUCCACAUUACAACAUUUGACAUCCCCGUCUAUGGAGAAACAAAAGUGCCACAAUUUCAUGCACAGAUAAGUUGUUAAAUAAAUAUUAAUUCAUGGGAUAUUUGACUUAAAAUUAGAAAUACAUUGACCAAAUAAAUGGCUUGUUCUUUCAUUAUUUAAAUCUUUCAAUAAUUUGUAAAUUCUUUAUGUAAUCAAGUGAAAAUGGAUAAAUAAGCAUCUAGAAUUUGUAUUUUCAUUAUAUAUCUAUAUCUAUCUAUCUAUCUAUCUAUCUAUCUA